Molecule: messenger RNA, 2410 nt
Organism: Xiphophorus maculatus (southern platyfish)
Lineage: Eukaryota; Metazoa; Chordata; Actinopteri; Cyprinodontiformes; Poeciliidae
Gene: crnkl1
Product: crooked neck pre-mRNA splicing factor 1
Exons: 14
Coding region: 147-2390 (747 amino acids)
Biological process (GO): spliceosomal complex assembly; mRNA splicing, via spliceosome
Cellular component (GO): precatalytic spliceosome; post-mRNA release spliceosomal complex; U2-type catalytic step 2 spliceosome
Molecular function (GO): protein binding
Source: RefSeq, a predicted model, not a curated record
UUGUGGGUGCUGUCAUGGCGGCCACCUGCUGGUGAUAGAAAAACGUUUCAGAGUGUGUCUCCUGGAAGCUGCUGCAGGUGGUGUUGGGUGGUGUUAUUUUCUUUAAUAGUUUGCCAGCUGCGGUAUCAGUUGGAGUCACCGGCAACAUGGCGUCCACAGCGGCGGGAAAGCAGCGCAUACCGAAGGUGGCGAAGGUGAAGAAUAAAGCUCCUGCAGAGGUUCAGAUCACUGCUGAGCAGCUGCUCAGAGAGGCCAAAGAGAGGGAGCUCGAGCUUCUGCCUCCUCCGCCCAAACAGAAGAUCACUGAUAAAGAGGAGCUCAAUGACUACAAGCUGAAGAAGAGGAAGGGCUUUGAAGACAACAUCAGAAAGAACCGGACCGUCAUCAGUAACUGGAUUAAAUACGCACAAUGGGAGGAAAGCCUGAAGGAGAUCCAGAGAGCUCGGUCCAUCUACGAGCGAGCGCUGGACGUCGAUCACAGAAACAUCACUCUGUGGCUGAAGUACGCAGAGAUGGAGAUGAAGAGCCGCCAGGUGAACCACGCCCGCAACAUCUGGGACAGAGCCAUCACCAUCCUGCCCCGGGUCAACCAGUUCUGGUACAAAUACACCUACAUGGAGGAGAUGCUGGGCAACGUGGCCGGCUGCAGGCAGGUGUUCGAGCGCUGGAUGGAGUGGGAGCCGGAGGAACAGGCCUGGCACUCCUACAUCAACUUUGAGCUGCGCUAUAAGGAAGUGGACAAAGCCCGGAGCAUCUAUGAGCGAUUCGUCAUGGUCCACCCCGAGGUGAAGAACUGGAUCAAGUACGCUCGCUUCGAGGAGAGGCAUGGCUACGUGGCGCACAGCAGGAAGGUGUACGAGCGAGCCGUGGAGUUCUUCGGGGAGGAAUACGUGGACGAGAAUCUGUUUGUGGCCUUCGCCAGGUUCGAGGAGACCCAGAAGGAGUUUGAGCGGGUCCGAGUCAUCUACAAGUACGCCCUGGACAGGAUCCCCAAGCAUCAGGCGCAGGAGCUCUUCAAGAACUACACCAUGUUUGAGAAGAAGUUCGGAGACCGCAGAGGAAUCGAGGACGUCAUCGUCAGCAAGAGAAGGUUCCAGUACGAAGAGGAGGUCAAGGCAAACCCACACAACUACGACGCCUGGUUCGACUACCUGCGCCUGGUGGAGAGCGACACGGACGCCGACACGGUGAGAGAGAUCUACGAGAGAGCCAUCGCCAACGUGCCGCCCAUCCAGGAGAAGAGACACUGGAGGCGCUACGUCUACCUGUGGAUCAACUACGCCCUGUACGAGGAGCUGGAGACCAAGGACCCUGAGAGGACGAGGCAGGUCUACCAGGCGUGUCUGGAGCUCAUCCCUCAUAAAAAGUUCACCUUCGCAAAGAUUUGGCUGCUCUUUGCCCAGUUUGAGAUCCGACAGAAGAACCUGCCAGGAGCCAGAAAGAUCAUGGGCACGGCCAUCGGGAAAUGUCCCAAGAACAAGCUGCUGAAGGGCUACAUCGAGCUGGAGCUGCAACUGCGAGAGUUCGACCGCUGCAGGAAGCUGUAUGAGAAGUACCUGGAGUUCAGCCCAGAGAACUGCACCACCUGGAUCAAGUUCGCCGAGCUGGAGACCAUCCUGGGUGACGUGGAGCGAGCCCGCGCCAUCUUUGAGCUCGCCAUCAGCCAGCCCAGACUGGACAUGCCUGAGGUUCUCUGGAAAUCCUACAUCGACUUUGAGAUCGAGCAGGAGCAGUUUGAGAACACGAGGAGCCUCUACAAGAGGCUGCUGCAGCGCACGCAGCACGUCAAGGUCUGGAUCAGUUACGCCAAGUUCGAGCUGUCGGUGGACGAACCCGACCGGCUGCAGCGCAGCCGCCAGACCUACGAAGACGCCAACAAGAGCAUGAGGAGCUGCGAGGAGAAGGAAGAGCGACUGAUGCUGCUCGAGUCCUGGAGGGACUUUGAGAGGGAGUUUGGCUCCGACGGCACCAGGGAGCGAGUCCGGAAGCUGCUGCCGGAGAAGGUGAAGAAGAGGAGGAAGCUGACAGCCGAGGACGGGUCGGACGCCGGCUGGGAGGAAUACUACGACUACAUCUUCCCUGAGGACGCCGCCAACCAGCCCAACCUCAAGCUGCUCGCCAUGGCCAAGAUGUGGAAGAGGCAGCAGGCCAAGGACGACGAAGAGGAGGAGGAGGAGGAAGAAGAGGAGGAGGAGCGUCCUGCAAACCCUCCAGAGGAGGAAGAGCAGGAGGAAGAGCGCUCUGAGGACCCGGCAGCAGCUCCUGACAAACCGCCGGAGGGCGAGGCCCAGAUGGAGAAAACGUACGACGACCGAGACGACAGCAGCAGCAGCGAGAGUGAGGAAGAGGAUGGAGGGAAGAAACGGGGCAGUGAGGAAGACAAAGAGUAGAUGUUUCUGUAUCAGACACG